AUGGAUAGCAAGAAUUCCGAUCCACCUGCGGUAACCAUUGUCAUUGACCCGCCCGACACACCGUCAAACUUUCUUGGAUAUAAUGUUUUGUGCUCCUCACUUGAUAGCGACUACCUGAUGCAACCCAUUAAUGAGGCUGAGUACGACAGUGAGACUCAGGCAUGUGUUGACAUUAUAAGUGGUAAGCACAGUUCAUUUUAUGAGCACUACACACAAAAAGCCACACUAAAAAAGGGACUUGACGUGGGACCAGAAUCUCCGCUACCACCACCGCGACCACUGUCGGACGGAGAUAAACUGGCACCACCUCCUUCACGUGGUCUCCCCAUCGCGGCUGUACCAUGCUCUGUUCUUAAGGAUCCAGUAGCACGUCGUUUGGCAACAGGAGUAUUCCCAAAAGAAUGA
Trypanosoma theileri is the source of this 405-nucleotide messenger RNA. RefSeq lists its product as uncharacterized. The coding region runs from base 1 to 405 and encodes 134 amino acids. The transcript has a single exon. The record is from RefSeq and is a predicted model, not a curated record. Lineage: Eukaryota; Euglenozoa; Kinetoplastea; Trypanosomatida; Trypanosomatidae.